UAGGUAUCAUCAAACAUAACUUAGUGUGUGCUAAAUUGUUCGAACUUGUCGAUCUACGGAUGAAAAGAAGACUUCAAUGUCCAUGGCCAUACUUGCACUCCGUAAAAGUAGGCUUGUAGUUAGGGUGGUGGUCGAGAUGCCUAGCAGAGGACAUACAAACUAGAAGAGCGCCCAAAAAAUGGGUCAUGCAGUAAACACCUCACAGCCAGAGGAACUCAAGAGGCGGCAAAAUUCUCUCUUUCCAAAUGGGUUCUCUGAUCGAGGUAAAAUCUGACGAGGAAGUUUGUGAAGACGUAUAUUUCUUAGCUACUGUAAUUAGGAUUCCUUCAAAAAUCUAGGAAAAAAAUUUCAAACCCUAAAAGGUACUAGAAAGUUUACAUGGAGUACCAAGACCUGUUGGCGGAUGAAAAUGGUUCGGAGCUUCUGGGGGAGUACGUAAAUGUGGCGUUUGUGAGGUCAUCGCCACCACAGGAAGAGAUUGUUGACGUUCCACGGGAUGGGUGGCGGACAGGUGUUGUGAGGAGAGUAAUGGAGGUUCGAUGUUUGUAGUCACUUUUCAAAACACUCCAGACGAGCUCCAAUUUAGCGUUACAGACCUGCGGGUCGGGUCGAUAGACCCGUUCUGCCGGUAAAGAUCUCAAGAGCACAGCAGCUUUGAUGUUUGAAGUGGGGACAGAAGUAGAGGUUUUAUUUGAUGCAGAAGGUUGUCGAGAUGUCUGGUUCCCAGCUAUUAUAUUUGACAAAUUAAGAAAUGGUUCUUUCCUAGUGGAGUACCAGAGCCCAAAAGUUGGUGAUGAGGCUCGGCCUCUGAAAGUAACCACUGAUCCCCUCCAUAUCAGACCUCGUCCACCACUUCUUAAGAGAAAAAAAUUUGAUUUACUGGAAAAAGUUGAUGCAACCUUCGAUAAUGGUUGGUGGAGUGGAGUAAUUACAAAAGUGCUUGAGGAUAGUAGGUACCUUGUCUUCUUCAAGCAGAUAAAUAGGAAUAGGGAAUUCCAUCAUUUGGAAAUAAGACCGCACUUGGAGUGGAAAGAUGGCAAAUGGAUCACUUCCUCCAAGGAUGUCUCAAUCCCAUCUUCAGAGAAUGGAAAACAGGGAAGUCAUAUUUGCACCAAUGACACUGCGGUGGCAGUAAGGAGCUCAGGCAAUGGAAAUGACAAGUGUAAAGAGGAAAUGCCUUGUUCAUUGAAGUCAUUGGGGAAUCGGAUGGAGCAAUCAACUCAUCGCAAUCAGGAAACUUAUCAUGUUAUUAAUCCAUUGACAAAGAGCAGGCAUCUUUCACCUUCUGGUUCUUUUGAUACAUUUUCACAGCCUCUAAAGAAGCUCAAGGAAGGAAAAGCAGCGGCCUCAUCUCUUGCAACUCAUCAACAAACUAUAUUUGAAACUUCAAGUAAAGCAGUGCAGGAUGGUUCUGUAAGCCCAACCUCGGGAAUUACUGUGACCAGCUCUGUCAAACCAUUCGUGCCUCAGGAUCUGUCCUCUAAUAAUCCUUACUGGGGGAGAAGUCAGAGAAAACAAAGAAAACAAAAGAACCUUAUGUCCAGUUCUAUGAAGAAAAGUGGAAGAACACAAAUGCCACAAAUUGGAAUCCCAGAACUUUUGGUGGAAGGCAAAGAGCUCAAUUUAGUGGAAAAUGCUGCAAAUAUUCAAAAGGCGAGUGUGAAUAAGGGAUUGGGAAUUGUCUUAGGUUUGGAAUGUACUGAGCUGGGGAGCUCAAGGCAUAAGACAGGGAUUAUAACAGGUAUUAAGACUCUGGAGUCCGAUGGUAAUGAAUCUUUGAAGCCUGUGAGUGUCCGGGAGCAUCUAUCAAAUGAUUUGGCUAUACAGAAUAUAAAGGAGAGUAAACAAUCAGGUACUGAAGUGAACAUUCAGAAGAGAAAGAGGGGAAGGCCUCGAAGGAUAUUGAUCAAAACCCCACAAACUCCAGUAACAGGCACUGCGCAAAGAGGAGAUGUUUUGGAAGAUGAAAUGGUGACAACUUAUUGUCCAGAAAAUGAAGCUGGUUCUCACACAAGUGGUGAAGUUGAGAUGUCAGGGAUGAAGGGCUCAGUGUGUAAUCAGGAGAUGACAGUACAAAAGGAUCAUGAGAAUUUCAUCAAUGAUCUGCCAAAGCAGAAAAAUAUGUCUGUCGGUAUGAUGAAAAAGACCAUCUCAGAAGUCCCAGGUGAGAAAGUUGCUGGAAUGUCAACCAUUCCAAAUGAAAAGAAUUCAUCAAAGAGAGGAAAAAGGCGUUCUGCAGAUCAAUACAUUGCAUCUCAAUAUCAAGAUGCAUCGCGAGAGAGAACCAUGGAUUCAAAUGGCGUAGUCAAUGAGGCCAAGAAAAUUGUCGCUGAAUUACCUGGCAGUAACUUGGACAAUGAACCUCUUUCAAAGUGGAUUGAAGGAACACAGACUCCAACUGCUUUUGAUGGCUCAGAAGUCCUCCCCGCAAGGACUGCUGAGCAAUGUAUUCAAUGCUGCAAGAAGCAAAAUGAAAUUGCUGUGCCAAGUGAGCAGCAAAGCUUGCCCUUCGUGAAGAACUCAAUCCUGUGGAAAAUGAUUGAAUCCAUGGAAGUUUUCCAUAGAAUUCCCCAAAACCCACAUUUCAAACCUCUGGAAUCUUAUAAAGAGAGUUCUCGUGAAGGUUUGGCUAUAGGUUAUAUGGUGAACUUUUCGAGUGUGGUCGAUAAAGCUUUGAGUUUGCAAUUUGAUGAUCCUAAAAGCAUAAUGGAUGACAUUUUGGAGACGCUUGUGGACUUGGACAGACAUGGAUUUGAUGUUCGGGCAGUGCACAACCGCAUUACUAGCUUGGGAUCAGUAAAAGAAUGCCAGGAAAAGUUUAGGGGCCAGUUAGAGAAAAUUAGCAGCCAAAUUGUUGAAAAGACUCUCGAGGUAAAUAAGGUGGACGAAGAGAUUGAUGAGAUCAACCAACAGAUAAGGAACUUGCAUGAAGAGCUUUCGGUUGCCAGAUCAGCUAAAAAGAAGAAGAAUCGUGAAGUUGCUUCUUUGCAGACUAAACUGCAGGAAGUUAAAGAAAGCAUCAGUAGUGUCAAGGAUGAUUUUGAAGGCUUAGCGGGGGCACCUUUUGGAAAAUGCUUGAAUUUAAAGACACCCAUUUGUUGCAAGGAGCAUAAGUCAUAUCAUUGAUUUUGAGUUUUGCCGUGAUUAUGUCUGUAGGGGACAUGGAUUGGUUAUGAAAAUUCUGCUUUAGAUGUAUAUUUGUAGGUGUUUAGUAAGACAGACCUGAUAAACGACGUUACCUUUUGUAGUUUCAAAUUCUAGUAACUUUCUUCAAAGACCUUAUUCCUGGGUAUUUAGAUUUUUUGCUGUAAUAAUUUGGUUUGGCUACUUUUCUUU
This is a messenger RNA of Olea europaea var. sylvestris, 3336 nucleotides long. Its product is annotated as DUF724 domain-containing protein 7-like. Lineage: Eukaryota; Viridiplantae; Streptophyta; Magnoliopsida; Lamiales; Oleaceae. The transcript has 9 exons. Bases 658 to 3126 code for a protein of 822 amino acids. The record is from RefSeq and is a predicted model, not a curated record.